This is a messenger RNA of Papilio polytes (common Mormon), 2388 nucleotides long. It is a transcript of the gene Atg7, whose product is annotated as ubiquitin-like modifier-activating enzyme ATG7. Bases 88 to 2205 code for a protein of 705 amino acids. Gene Ontology annotation, cellular component: cytoplasm; phagophore assembly site. The transcript is spliced from 11 exons. Gene Ontology annotation, biological process: autophagy of mitochondrion; autophagosome assembly; piecemeal microautophagy of the nucleus. Lineage: Eukaryota; Metazoa; Arthropoda; Insecta; Lepidoptera; Papilionidae. Gene Ontology annotation, molecular function: Atg8 activating enzyme activity; Atg12 activating enzyme activity. The record is from RefSeq and is a predicted model, not a curated record.
GUUGCCGAAACUGUCAAGUUAUAAAUAAAAACAAAUCAAUAAUAAAAUCAUCUUUUCUGUAAUACUAUUGUAAAACAUUUUAUAAUCAUGUCAACAGACAAAGAACUUAAAGUUGUACAAUAUGUACCUUUCAAAUCUUUUGUACAUCCUUCGUUUUGGCAUAGUUUUACUGAUAUUAAGUUAAAUAUUGAUAAACUGGAUGAAGCCAAAAAAGAUAUUUACGGCCGUUACACGUACCGAGAAGAUGUUGGAACAGUAUUCGAAGUGGAUGGGACAUCUUUUAACAAGGUACCAGAGGUAGAACAACAUUACAUGAAUGUAAAAGGAACAUUAAUCAAUGUCAAUAAGUUAGAGGACUUCAAACAGUCAGACAAAAGCAUUUUACUUAAAAACUCCGGAGUAGAAGUAUGGAUGAAUGUUAAAUCUAAAGAUUGGAUCAAGGAGCCUAGUAGCUUGAUUAAAUUCUUCAUCUACUCUUAUUCUGAUCUCAAAAAGUACCGUUAUUAUUACUGGUUUGGAUUCCCAUGUCCUAAUCAACCAAUGGUACACAUUAAUGAUGAACCAGCAUCAAUAACAACAAUAUUCAAUGAACAACAACUCGAACAAUUAAAAAAUGGAUUUAACAAUCUUGAUGUAACGCAAAGACAUUAUUUUGCGAUCACAAAGAAUGCCGAUAUAGUCACUGUUGAUUGCUUAUCAAAGAUAUUAGACCCGAAGAAAGAAGAACAAAGUAAAGAUGUUUUGUCUAUGAUUUAUUUGGCAUUUACCGAUCCAAGUAGUAGUGCCAGUCCUGGAUGGCCAAUGAGGUUAUUUAUUGCAGCUCUUUUGGACCAUUGUCCUGAUCUAUAUGAUUCAGAUAUAAGUAUAAUAGGAUUGAGAUGCAGUGUUAAUGGAAGUUUACAGAAAAGUCAGGUUUACAACAUUAAAAUACCACAGGUAUCGGAGACAAGCAAAGAAGGUGCAGGUUGGGUUGGCUGGGAAAGAAAUGACAAGGGAGCUUUAGGUCCAAAACUAGCGGUUAUGUCUUCAUCCAUGGACCCUAUAAAGUUAGCGGAAUCAUCUUCAGAUCUUAAUAUGAGAUUAAUGAAAUGGCGAUUAGUGCCAGAUCUUGAUUUGGAUGUGAUGAAGAGAACUAAGUGUCUCUUGCUUGGUGCGGGAACACUGGGCUGCCAUGUUGCUCGAAACCUUUUGGCUUGGGGUUUCCGUAACAUAACAUUUGUUGACAAUGCUAAAGUAUCGUAUUCGAAUCCUACAAGACAAGUUCUGUAUACACACCAGGACUGUCUCAAUGGCGGACAGAAAAAGGCUGAAGCUGCGGCUAAUAGUUUAAAACUGAUUCUACCCACAGUUAACAGUAAAAGCAUCUUCGCACACAUACCAAUGCCGGGUUACCCUGUUGGCGAGGAUUUGAUGGAGGAGAUGUACAAUAACGUGAAGUUAGUAACAGACGCGAUUGUGGAACAUGACGUUAUCUUCUUACUGCUGGACUCGAGGGAGGCGCGCUGGCUGCCCACGGUUAUUGCAGCGGUACAUGGCAAGAUAGUGAUAAACGCAGCGCUAGGGUUUGAUAGUUAUCUAGUGAUGCGGCACGGUGUGGGGCACGAUGUGGGGCACGGGGAGGGACACGACGUAGAGCACGAUGUGGGACACGACGUGGGGCACAGUUCAGUGGGAGACACAGGCGUGCGCGCAGCCACCGUGCCCGGCAGUCGACUCGGUUGUUACUUCUGCAAUGACGUCACCGCACCAGGCAACACGUUCUCCGAGCGCACCCUGGACCAGCAGUGCACGGUGUCGCGGCCGGGCGCGGCUGCCGUCGCCGGCGCACUCGCUGUAGAGAUGCUGGCAGCUCUGUUGCAACAUCCUCUAGGUGCCGAAGCACCAGCUGCAUAUAACACAGAUGGUAAAGAAAUAGAUUCUGUCGAUGGUAUAUUGGGCUCGGUGCCACAUUCUAUCCGUGGCUUCUUGUAUUCAUAUCAGAGUGUGUUGCCAACCUGCCUCAAGUUCCAGCAAUGCAUCGCGUGCUCACAUACAGUACUUAACGCUUACAAACAUAAAGGAAUGGAAUUUUUAUUAAAAGUAUUCGAAAGCGGGAAAUACUUGGAAAGGAUCACCGGAUUGGAAGAACUCCAUUUAAGUGCUGAAAUGAGUGAUAUGCUGGCAAUUUCUGACGAUGAGGACCAAGAAAAUAUCGAAAUCGAAUGAUCUCAACAUAUUUAAUAAAGCCUUUCAUUGCAUUUAUGACGCAGCUAUUAAAGGAACUAAAUAACUGAGAAAAAGCCUAAGGUGAAGUUUAGAGCAUUUCUGAUUUAGGUAUCUAAGCUUUCCAUACUUGUUGCUAUAUAAUCGAAAAAAGUUUGAAAUAUAAAUAAAAAACAUAACUAAAGG